AUGCCAGUGGUUUCCAAGGGCAUCUCGGAAUUUGUGCAGCUAGGUGUCUCAAGUCGCAUUCUUCUGAUUCCAUGUAAGAUUCGAGCUGCCCCUCCUUUUAUGUCAAGUCCUUGUGCGUGUGUGUGCGCGCCCACCACCACCAAAACCACCACCACCACCACCACCACCACCACCACCGCCACCACCACCACCACCACCAUCACCCCACCAGAAAUCAACAUUCACACACCUCAUGCACCCAACUGCCACCUCCCACGCAAGUGGGAAGUGUGCAUCUCGACUCGGUCCCCAUGCGGCUUCGUCUGCAUGGGUGACUUGUGUCCGAGACUAUCCCGACACGUCAAGUGUCGAGGAUAGGAAGGUUGCUGUUCGACACCCGCUCUCGGCUCACGCAGUUCGUCACGUUGUGUGUGUGUGUGUGUUGUGUGGAGUGGCGGACUGAUUGGCUGGGCGGCGGGCUGAAACAGCACCUUCCACGGUCCUCUCACGCAAGUGGGAGACACGCCGUUUGUGUGUAUGGGGGGCCAGGUCGUGCUGUGGCGCGCGCAGGCAUGGUCAGUCGACCGUGUCAGCCACCGCGCCCAUUUCCCGCUCCAGUCUGCUGACCGGCUCGGACAGCGGCUGGGGUGUGGGAGUGGGAAGGGAGAGUGAGGUCGACGACUCAGCGCACUUUCUCCUCACUAUAAUCAAUCUGACGCGCUUGAAGCUAUCACGGUGCGCUAAAAGCCGUGGCUUGGAAGGUUGCCAACUGACGGGGUACCUUGGACCUCCUCCUUGACCGGAGGCGGUCUGAGAGUCAGGCUGCAAUGGCUCCUUUUUAAUGUGGCCUUUAUGGCACUCCCAUCACAGUGUGGGAUCCGAGCCAGGCGUUGGCGGCACGCCCAGGUGCGGCCUCGGCCGUGCCAGCCUCCAAAUCGCUGUUGUGUUGGUUGAAAUCCUGGUUAUUGUUGUGUGGACCAGGGGGUGUGGUGGAACGCCAAGUGAGCAUCCGUCCGAACUAUCCACCUGCGGCCUCCCUCGCCUCCGGUCUUCUUGACUCUGUCUUGACACCGGGUCCAGGCGGGGGAGGAGGAGAGAGUGUAGGUAGAUGCAGCGCAAGUCUACCGGCACUAUAAACCCCUGCACAAGUCACCGUCCCUGCUCCCACCGCUGCUGCAACUGUGGGGCACACGGUGGACAUUAUCAAAAUCGAUGGUCGAACUGUCGUGUGUUUGAGAGGCCAGGUCGUGUAUGUGGCGGACACAGACGGGCUCUUUGGUUCUGUCAGCUACCGAACCCACUCCGGGCGUUAGAAACUGACCGGCUCGGAGAGUGGACGGGGAUCUCAGAGUGGGGAGAGAGAGUGAUGUCACCGGUCUUAGCUCAUGUUUUUCACUAUAAACAAUCUGAUAAGCUUUUAAAUUAACAGGAUGCGCUAAAAGUUCUUGCUGAAAAGAUUACCAACUGAUAGGACGCGAAGUCAGACUGCAGAGACUCAUUCUUUAUGUAGACUUUAUGGCACUCUCACUCAGCUUGGGUCCGAUUCAUCACCCUUUUUGCUGUUGUGUCAAAUCCAGGGGCGUGAUGGCCCGCUCACGCACAGAUUCACGCCGCGCCCGUCAUCAGCAUCCUUUCCUGUCUUCGGUCUUCUUGACUCUGUCAUGACAUCGGGCUCAGGUAGUUGAGGAGUAGAAAGUGCGGCUGAUGUGGCACAAGUCUGUCACCACUAUAAACGAAGUCACGCGCAUGUCACUGUCACUCAUCGUGCUGUAGAGUUGGGAAACACCGGCCCAACUGUCAUCUAAGAUCACCGGAGACAGAUUCCAACGCAGAUGCUUGCAUGUUAGAGAAUAUAAAUGAUCGUUAGCUAUGUUGCUGUUGUUCUCAUGGAUAAUAUCAGUGUAACUGACAUUCGAUAGAGCAGAAUGCUUGAAGUUUGUCGUCAUCUAGGAGAAAACACUAAAGCACUCAUUACACAGCAUGUCCUGGUUCCAACAGAAGUGCGCAAAGGGCAACAGACUAGUUGUCUGCAUCUUAUCUUCGCAAAAGAUCCUGGCAUCAUACACCAUGUAUGUUGCCUGCCUCCUCUCGGUCGUUCUGAUUAUGCAGUACUUCUAUAAGAGCGUUGUCUAUACGAUUUACCAUAUGCGAUAAAAGAAAUGGGGCCAAAUAUACGACAAGGAGACUCUUGCCCAAUAAGAUUCGCGGCAUUACAAAUAGACUGGGUGUCCUCCUCUUCGAUAAAUGUGUAGGGCUCACCGGAUCGGAGGAUUUGCAUGGCUGACGUUUUGAAGGGCUCGACCGGUCCUCCAAUAUGGAAGCGCUUUAAGCAAAAACUGGCUAGAACUUUAAAUCAAUGGCCGAAUUAUCUGGCUGGUUGAUUUUGUCUUUUUCCGCUGCUUCGGCCUGCUAGCCGUCGUUUUCGAAUUUUUGCGGCCUGCUGCGCUGCUUGUCGUCUUCUCAGUGGGGUCCGUUGCAGUUGUGGUCCCUUUCGGGUGAAUUUGUCCACGGGUCGUGUUUGGUCGAUGUUUCUAAGCUCCGUGUGACCGUCUUGUCCUGGCAAUGACGUAUGUAGUGAAGUUGCACUUUAGAGGUUUUAGGAAGGUCAAGACAACUGUUGACGGAGUUGGCGUCCGAGUAUCAAACCUCAAGUGUAAGACACACUGUCCUUUCCGUAUGCCGGCUUAAGAUGCUUGUUCCUUGAGAGUCAAAACUAUGCGAAGUUUCUCCGAUGGGAGUUGCAAACUGUGAGUCCGGGCCUAGGCUCUGAGUUACCGGUUUUUGCUCGUGUAGGCAGCUGUAUACUCAAAAUUCGAGACCUUUCGCGGUGACCAGACGGCGACGGACACACCAUAGGCAAAAAUGUUCCAGAACGCUCCCAACGGCUGACACAUCAUUGGCCGGAGUGUUUCAGAACGCACAGGGAGCAGUAUAAAUAAGGCAUCUUUCUGACGAGGAAAGAGCCCCGGUGUUUGCAGGUCGUCGAUAAAGCGUUUGUUUUCCGAACCGACUCUCUUUCUGUUCCAUCUAUUUGUUGGAUCAUAGCACAAAAUAUUAUACUAAUGAUUUGCGAUCGAUUUACGAGUUACUAGAGUCUGGGAAUUUUUAAGUGUCCUCAUUUGUUGAUGAAAUUCCGAAGGCGAUCUGCAAAAUUUGAAUGCGUACGACAGCUUGGCGGGUCCUCUGAAAUCACCCGUUUUCGUCUUGCGGCCCUUGGUCACGUGGUUUGCUGAUCGUAAGAUACGACGCUUACUACGUUCUAAGUAUGCUUAUGUAUGCACCUGAAUGCUUUUUACUUUGAAAACUGCCUUCCUAUCACUGACACGUUAUUAGUCAUCCCUGUCAUACAAUCCGGCCGUCCAUUGACUUCUGCUCUUUAGUCGUGUUGCGGCAUCGCACGCGCGCCCACACGUCAUUAUCUUCCAUGAACGGCGUUUAACCUUUGACUUGACUGCACUUUCUGUCUUUUGCUAUUAUUAAUUUAUAUCUUUUUAUUGCGUUGACCCCAUCGCCAAAGACGUUUGUGCAGAAACCCUAAUAACAAUGACUUGCGAAUCGAGACUCGCUGCUCGCGUCCCGCGCGCAACUGGCCUCUCCGUUUAGACAGGGAGAACACGAAGACGCUCUACAAUUGCUAGCCUGUCCAGAAACCUGUAAUAGUAAUGCAGGUUAUUGCGUUGUAGUGUAAGCUGCUUGCGAUUAUACGGCAACACCGCUGAACAGGUAGAGCGCCUCGCCGAAGGCCGACCGUCAUUACCGCUGUGAAGCUCUAUAACAACCCGCAUUACCACUACAGUUUUCUGACAGACUAGCAAUCAUAGAGCGUCUUCGUGUCCUGCGUGUUUGCUGCCGAAGCAUUUUUAGCAAUGGAGCCAAGGCAGUAAAGAGAUACACUAAUAUUAACAAUAGGCAGAAAGUACAGUCAAGACAGGCCUUACGCACUGUUCAUGGGGAGUAAUGACGUGCGGGGACGCGCGCGGUGCUGCAGCACGACAAAAGAGUGGCAGCCACUAGAUGGCCAGAUUGGAUAAGAGGGGUGACUAAUGACGUGCCAGAGAUAGAUAUCUCGAAAAAUCGCUAUUCCCAUUUUAUCUACCAGCUAUCAGUUGCAACGGGACUAACUGUCUGUCGACUUGAACAGCCCUACUUUUCGCAUCAUUCCUUGUCUAAAGUUUUGGAAAGGGCAUUAUCUCUUGUGUGUUUGGACUUUGCAAUAAUUGCAUGUUUUGCUCUCAUUAAUUGUUGCUCGACAUCAAGCUGGUCAUUGCGACAGAUGUGCACAUGUAGUGCUGAGAAGGCGCAUAGUUUUGGCCCCCGAAUACAUUGGUUAUAAAAGCAGAGAACUCGGAGGUGUCACGGGACACAAAAUAUCGAGAGGACACGUGUGCUUCACUCGCGUCUUUCUCUGUUGAUAGGUUCGGGUGAGAAUCUAAAACGCCGUCUAAAUAGGAUUCUUGUUCCUGCUAUCGCAUCUCCUCAACUACCUCCUGAAACUCGCGUGUUCAUUUCAAUCAGUACAUCCGGUUUAUUCCGACGGGGUCAGGUACUUAACAUAAUCUCCAACUUUCCAAUAGUUAAUAUAACAAUUUACAAAGACAGAUUAUAGGAAGAAAGGGAACCACGCAGUAAAAAAAACGUUUUUCACAAAACGAAGCCCAACCACUGGCUCCAGAAUUUGCGCCUAGUGCACCACUUCUUAUUUAUCUCAAAAACGCCCACCAUCUGUUCCGACUACUCAAUAUUCUUUACUCAUUCACUCGCUGUCAGAUGCGGCUGCGACAGCUCAGCGGUAGGGCGCCUGGCGCGGUUCGACCCCGUCCUGAAUCAGUAGUUUCCUUGCUGUGUUGGCUCCAACCUGUAAUCUUCACUAAUACUGUUAUUUUCUGGCUUUCGACAAGCCCAUCUGCUCCUUGCGGUCACAGUAAAUGCCGACUUUUAUUACCUCAGGCUUUUAG
This is a messenger RNA of Spirometra erinaceieuropaei, 4934 nucleotides long. The record is from the annotation of a GenBank genome assembly. NCBI's taxonomy places the organism in Eukaryota, Metazoa, Platyhelminthes, Cestoda, Diphyllobothriidea, Diphyllobothriidae.